AUGCCUCCAAAGAAGCAACCAGAAAAGAAGAAAGAACUCGAAGAAGAAGUGAAAGGUUAUAAUAUAGAGAUAAUGACUUUGGAUGAGCUGAAGCAAUAUGCACAUGUACUAGAAAAAGAGAUUGAAGCAUUUCGCAAGCAUUGCAGUUUCUAUCAAAAGUGUGACGACGAGUUGGUUCAGUUGCAGAGGUCCUCCAAGCAGGAUUUGGAACUUAAGGAAGACUUGAUUCUGUCCAAAGAUGUGGAUCUGGAGAAGCUGAAAAUUGAUUUCUUAGCAAAGAUUCGGGAAAAAAGAGAAUGGCCGCAGUAUGAUAAACUUGUUGGCAGCAAUCGAAGAGAUCGACAAGCGUCUGUAACCUCUGAACGUCUUGAAAUUGAAGCCAACCGUCAUUUUGAAGAGGAGAAAAGAUUGAAAGAAGUUCUGAGAAAGAAGGAUGAGGAGUUUGAAGCUUUGAAAAGAAAAACAGAAAUGGUAAGAAGACAGGUGAAAGAAGAAGGCCAGGAGUAUAUUGCGAGUGUUAAGGAAAGUCAAAAACCUUUGCUUCAGAGUUGUGUGAAGUCUUUGAUGACGUUCUUGGUAGAAACUAAAGAGGAAUUCGAAAUAGCCAGUGAAACCCUUGAAAAAGAGGCCGAAGAAGCGAAAAAUUUUGCAGAAAGAAAUUUCCGAAUGGCGUGUGAGUCAUUAAAAGAAAAGAUAAUGAACACUUACCAGGACAGAACUCGAAAAGAUUUAGAUACAAUAAAUAAACUUCAAGAAGAAAUAAUGGCAACGGAGAGGGCUAUUGAAAAAUCAAAAGCAAAACUCGAAGCUCAGAGAACUAACCUGUCUCAACAAAAGGGAAUGAAUAAAGUUACAACAAGUAAAAGAAACUCAGCACAUCCUAUUCCAAAAUUCGAUGCUGAACCAGUGAAAAUGGCUAUUGAACUUAGCAACCACAAAAAGAUUGAAAGGCUGACUUUGGAAAACCAGAUACUCGAGGAGAAAAUUCGGGACGUGUCAGAGAAAGUCGAAAGCCUCAAGCGACAAUUCACCUCUGGCCUGAAGAAAGUGCGCGACAUGGCCGAAAUCAAAAUUAAUCUUCUGGAGCAAAAAUUGCAACAGAUCCGAGAAGAUAAUACAAGUGAGACACGCUCCAGAAGUUUAACACAAGAAUCGGAAUAA
Messenger RNA from Uloborus diversus, 1161 nucleotides. Its product is annotated as dynein regulatory complex subunit 4-like. The transcript has a single exon. The record is from RefSeq and is a predicted model, not a curated record. NCBI's taxonomy places the organism in Eukaryota, Metazoa, Arthropoda, Arachnida, Araneae, Uloboridae. Bases 1 to 1161 code for a protein of 386 amino acids.